This is a messenger RNA of Daucus carota subsp. sativus, 1143 nucleotides long. RefSeq lists its product as uncharacterized. Gene Ontology annotation, molecular function: DNA helicase activity. Lineage: Eukaryota; Viridiplantae; Streptophyta; Magnoliopsida; Apiales; Apiaceae. Bases 1 to 1143 code for a protein of 380 amino acids. Gene Ontology annotation, cellular component: replication fork. The transcript has a single exon. Gene Ontology annotation, biological process: DNA replication; telomere maintenance; DNA repair. The record is from RefSeq and is a predicted model, not a curated record.
AUGCAACAUCCUCAUGCAUUUGAGUGUGUAGAUAGAAGCUUGCGUGAUAUUAUGUUUGUAGUUGACUCGAAUCGUUCGAAUAGACCAUUUGGUGGAAUAACUGUUGUAUUUGGAGGAGACUAUCGUCAAAUUUUACCUGUCAUCCCGAAGGCUCCAAGAGCAGUUGUAGUUGGUGCAGCUUUUAAUCGUUCCAGGUUGUGGGAUGAGUGUGAAGUCUUCACCUUAAAACAAAAUAUGAGGUUGACAUCUGUUAAUUCUCUUCAACAAAAUCAAAAGAUCAAAGAGUUUAGUGAUUGGCAGUUAAAGAUUGGUAAUGGAAAGAUCGAAGGUGUUUCACAGCAGCCUUAUAGUUCUGAGGUUUCUUUUCAGAUCCCAAGCAGGUUUGUAUUGCAUUCUGCGGAUGAUCAUGUUAAAGCAAUUUUUGACAGAAUUCACCCGGAUUUCUCCAACAAAAUGAGUUGUCACGAGUACCUCAGGUCUAGAGCUAUUUUGACACCUACGAACCUAAUCAUUGACGAUAUAAAUGAAUUUAUCUUGGACAAGAUACCAAGAAAAACCCAUACCUAUUUCAGCCAGGAUUCUAUAGAAGACAAGGGAGUCAAAAAAAAUGAUUUUGACGAGUCCUUCCCAGUCGAGUACUUAAAUUCUCUAAACAUACCUUGCCUUCCUAAGCACGAGCUUAAAAUAAAAACAGGAGUAGUUGUCAUGAUGAUGCGUAACCUCAACCAAAUACUUGGUCUCUGUAAUGGUACUCGGCUUGUGGUCACAGCUUGCCGCAAGAACAGUAUUGAGUGUGAGAUACUUUGUGGUACAGAUGUUGGGAGACGACAUUUAAUACCACGGAUCAACAUGAUACCAACGGAUACAGCUUGGCCUAUUGGUUUCAAAAGGACUCAGUUCCCACUGCAAAUUUGUUAUUCAAUGACAAUAAACAAGAGCCAAGGUCAGUCUCUUAACACCGUUGGUCUGUAUCUUCCGCGUUCUGUUUUUUCACAUGGUCAAUUCUACGUUGCAAUAUCACGUGUUACUUCACCAGACGGCUUAUGGAUAUUGAUUUAUGGUGAUGAUGGAGCAACCUCUGAUAAGACUGUCAAUGUAGUUUUCGAGGAAGUUUUUUAUAAUAUACCUGAUAUGGAUUACUAG